Messenger RNA from Olea europaea var. sylvestris, 1165 nucleotides. Its product is annotated as ethylene-responsive transcription factor TINY-like. Gene Ontology annotation, molecular function: DNA binding; DNA-binding transcription factor activity. The record is from RefSeq and is a predicted model, not a curated record. Lineage: Eukaryota; Viridiplantae; Streptophyta; Magnoliopsida; Lamiales; Oleaceae. Gene Ontology annotation, biological process: regulation of DNA-templated transcription. Bases 177 to 875 code for a protein of 232 amino acids. The transcript has a single exon.
ACACCGAAAACACAUGUAAAAAUUUCAAUUACACUUCCAUUUAUUAUAUAUAAAAACACCUACCGCUCUCUUGUCAUUCAACUCUUUCUCUGAUCUCUAUAGUAUUUUCAUAUAAUUUUAACAAAUUUACACUCUGAUCCAUCAAUUCUCAUCAAGCCUCGAACCCUUUUUUCACCAUGGCUGAGGCACCAAACUUGGAAACUAGGCGGAGUAGCUCAAUCUCUCUAAAGAACCCGAAACACCGGCAAAAGCGAAGCAACGACGGUGAGUUGAAUCGGACGAAUGAUGGCAUUAAGAGAAGGAAAAGCAGUGAUAGUAGUAAUGCUAAUAGCAAGCAUCCAGUUUACAGAGGAGUGCGAAUUCGGGCAUGGGGAAAAUGGGUAUCGGAGAUCCGAGAGCCAAAGAAGAAGUCUCGGAUCUGGCUCGGGACUUUCGCUACAGCGGAAAUGGCGGCCAGAGCGCACGAUGUCGCCGCCAUCGCCAUCAAGGGUGGCGCUGCCAUUCUAAAUUUUCCAGAGAUAUCCCACUUGUUGCCUCGCCCCGCCACUUCGUCUCCACGUGAUGUCCAGGCCGCUGCCACCAAGGCUGCCAACAUGGACAAUCUCUGCACAUCGUCUUCGUCCUCAUCCUUGGUAAAUUCAUCGUCAGAAGAUGUGAUGACGUUUAAUGAAGAGGUGCAAAACCAAGAGGAGCUGAGUCAGAUAGUCGAGCUGCCGAGUCUAGGACCGAGUUAUGACGAUGAUUUCGUGCUCGGAGAAUAUUCGGAGUGGGACUAUAAUCAACCAUGGUUGCAUAGUUUACAAGAUUGUGGAUUUUUUGAAGAAAACAUGAUUGAAAAUAUCAUAUCGGACAGUUGUGAAGGCCUUUUAUGGUAGCAUAAUUGAGGAGAAUUUUGACAAGUUGGGUUUGUCUGUAUUUCGUUUUACAUUUUCCUUUUAGCUUUUUAAAUUUUGACAAAUGUUAUCUUUGAAUACAAGUAUCUAUACAUUUUACUUUUGAUUGGUCCAAACUAUGUACUUGCCUUGCAUCCGAAGUUCUCACAGUUUUUCGCCCCAUUUUCCUGUUGAUCGGAUUAAAGAAAAAAUUGUACUCUCUCUCUCUCUCUCUCUCUCUCUCUCUCUCUCUCAAUGAAUUAAUAGAGCACAGGGCAAUAAGAACAUAUUCA